AUGAUCAGGGUAGUCUCGCCACAUCAGGCCAGUUGGUGUUAUCUCCACCUCGCCGGGGAAUGGAUUCCUGGUUUAGAAUGCCCGCUUCCAUGGAUCAUUUCGUUGACGCUGCUGUGGAUUGCUGCAUCGGAAGGGAGAUCGCGAGAGUGGAGAAGAGGAGCUCACCAAGAAUCCACUACAGCAAGACCAUCAAACACAUGCACAUCCAAAGCGCAGCGUGUCAUGAGGCUGGUUCGCCUGUCAUCGAACAAGAAACGCAAGGAAUUCAUUCUCUGCUUGUGCCACAUCUUCGACGACUUAGCGUCUGAAAGGACACUUUGCUCUCUGAUCCCUCGAUAUUCAACACCACCUGAAUCAUCCAGUUCAGCGGUGCAUCGGGCAGGAGAUGCUUCUGGCCUGGGUCAAGAGGAUAAACCCUCUAAUAUCACUGUGGUUGCCUGCAAACCAGACUUCUUUGAGAUUGACUGGUGGACCAUCUGGGUCUGGGAUCAACAGGACAGGCUUGAACUUGAGCCGUCGCUCGUGGAUAGACACAGCAUGACGGAUAUACCAUGCCGAAGGACUGGCGAUGGCUCUGUAUGA
Messenger RNA from Aspergillus wentii DTO 134E9, 582 nucleotides. RefSeq lists its product as uncharacterized. The transcript has 2 exons. NCBI's taxonomy places the organism in Eukaryota, Fungi, Ascomycota, Eurotiomycetes, Eurotiales, Aspergillaceae. Bases 1 to 582 code for a protein of 193 amino acids. The record is from RefSeq and is a predicted model, not a curated record.